AUGCCAUCAAAGCUGGAGUACCUGCAGCGUUAUUUGUCCGACACUUGUAGAGGCACGGCUGACGGCGGAAGCAAGAAAAAGAAGAAAAGUAAAAAGUCGAGAACGGCCGAAUCUCUCCAGCUGGGCUCACGCAUGGUAGACGUAGACCAUGCGUGGGAGCAGUCUGCGCCUUGUAGAGAAGAGAUUGAGAAGAACUGGGAAAUGGACGCUGCAGACGACGAGCUGCCAUUGGUGGUGGCUACAGACAACGGAGAGCAGGUGGACCCGCAAGAUUUGCCAGUUUUCGUGGAUUCGGACAAGUAUCUUGGUAAGAUCCAUGGGACAACUAACCAUCAGAAUAUUAGCAAUGAUGAAGACCUAUCUCCACCAAGAAAGAAGGCUUUCGGACGUAUCGAGAGCAAGGAUAACGCGAGCAGCGACGCUUCUCCCCGUCUAAGACACUAUGAACCUGCGAGAACAGCGUCUAGCCAAAAAAGUAUUACAAGUGCAUCGGAGCCGCAUAACGAAAAGCAUACACAUAGGCAUGAGGGCGAGAAACAGGGUAGAGACGCUUCGUCUUCUAGGAUAUCUCGCCCAUCUCGUGUGAAGUUGCCGAGAGCUGAUGAUGCAUCACCGCCUCGAAAACCUCGACAAGAUAGCAGUGAAUCAAUCAACUUUAAAAAGAUACCUCAUGACCAUCCAAUCCGAUCAACUGGUCAUCCUGAUCACCAUCAUCAUGUGGACUCUCUCGGGCGGGAUAUCCCGUCUCUUUCCAAUAGAAAUAAAAGACGUUCUCGUUCAACUUCUUUUGAAAACAAAAAAGACAGCAAACGCUGCACCAAAAUUGAAAAAAAGAAACGUGGAACAGGUCGUGCUAGUCGUGAUGCAAGUCCUACUAACCAGGAAAGUAAAGCACGUCAGCGUCGCAGUCGAUCCCCGCGCUCUCGCCAUCGUAAUAGUCGGUCUCGGUCACCAUCCACACGUCAGCUACAUUUUUCAAUGUCGUCGAAGCGAAUCUCAGCGAUCCCCCGUCACCGCUCUCGUAUGAAAGAUAGCAGGCGCGAAUGUACUCGAUGUGAGACGCAGAAGAAUACGAGAUCCGAGUGUAAUCAUGAUGCUCGAAGUGGUCAUACGGCAGCACAAAUCUCUCCGUCCAGAGAUCCUGAACUUAAAUUGCGCGAUUCUGCGACCCAACAGCUGGAGAUGAACGAUAAGCCUAAAAGGGCAAAUGAUGGAAAGAAGGCAGGCCUAUUCACAGCCGCUGAAUUUGAACGUCAACGCGAAGUCGCAGCAAAGCAGAAGGAUGUCUUACGUGGUGUUGACUCAUCGGAAAUGGGCGCCAAUGCUGAAACGGUGUAUCGUGAUAAGCGUGGCCGGAAGCUUGACAUGCUCAAUGAGCUGGUUCGUCAACAGGAAGUUUUGGAUGGUAAACGCAAGCGUAAGGAGCGUGAAGAGUACGAAUGGGGCACUGGUGAAGUACAGAAGCGAGAGCGCAAGUCGCAGCAGGAGUUGCUUGAAAAAAUCAAGAAGGCACCAUUUGCUCGGCAUGAAGACGAUGAAGAACUCGAGCGCAUGCGACGGGAACGCAAAAAAAAAGAGGAGCAAGAAGGCUAUCGUUGGGACGGUGUUGUGCGCGGUACAAAUUGGGAGGAAAAAAUAAUGAUGCGACAGAAUGCCAAUGCUGCCGUAAGCGAAGAGGCUUACAAAUACGCUGUAGCAGACAUGUAA
This is a messenger RNA of Plasmopara halstedii, 1707 nucleotides long. RefSeq lists its product as uncharacterized. Gene Ontology annotation, molecular function: RNA binding. Gene Ontology annotation, cellular component: U2-type spliceosomal complex; RES complex. The coding region runs from base 1 to 1707 and encodes 568 amino acids. The record is from RefSeq and is a predicted model, not a curated record. NCBI's taxonomy places the organism in Eukaryota, Oomycota, Peronosporomycetes, Peronosporales, Peronosporaceae. Gene Ontology annotation, biological process: mRNA splicing, via spliceosome. The transcript has 4 exons.